UCAGCCUCCACCUCAGAUCAGCUCUAGACAAAACUCCGGUUUCCGUCGGACCGUCCAGCUCACUGAUUGCUGCCAUGUCAUUUGUUGCUCCUCCGGGCUACCAGCCAAUCUACGGACCUACUGUUCCUUAUCUGGGGCCCAUUUAUGGAGGCUUGAGGGAAGGGACGUCCAUCUACAUUCAGGGGUCUGUUCCUGAAGACAUCAACAGGUUCUAUGUCAACCUGCUCUGUGGACAGUUUGAGUCCAGUGACAUCGCCCUCCACUUCAACCCUCGAUUUGACGGAUGGGACAAGGUGGUCUUCAACACAUUUCAGAAUGACUCCUGGGAGUCAGAGGAGAAGAUUCAUAAUAUGCCCUUCUGCAAAGGCCAGUCCUUCGAAAUAGUCAUCAUGAUCACUUCACAAGGCUACCAGGUCAGAGUCAAUGGGAAUGACUUCUACACCUUCCAACAUCGUAUCCCUGUGGAGAGAGUUUGUGCAAUGGGUAUCGGAGGAGAUGUUUACAUCCAGACGAUUAACAUUAUAGGGGGCAGCAUGGGAGGUUGUAUGGGAGGAGGAAUGGGAGGAGGAUAUCCAGGAUGUGGCAUGGGGGGAGGAUACCCAGGUGACAUGGGAGGAGGAAUGGGAGGAUGCAUGGGUGGAGGAAUGGGAGGAGGAUAUCCAGGAGGUGGCAUGGGGGGAGGAUUCCCAGGACCAAACCUGCCGUGCAUGGGCGGACAGCCAGUCUACAACCCUCCCGUGCCGUUCUCCAACAUGAUCCCUGGAGGAUUUUUCCCUAAGAGGACCAUCAUCAUUAGAGGAAUGGUGCCCUAUGGAGCAGACAGAAUUAACAUCAACUUCAUAGCAAGCAGAACUCGGGACAUCGUCUUCCACAUUAACCCCAGGCUGAGUGAGGGGAUUGUGGUUAGAAACAGCAUGAUUGGAGGUGACUGGGGCCAGGAGGACAGAGAGCUCAGCUUGAACCCCUUCAUGGUGGGGCAGUACUUUGAUAUGUCAAUUCGCUGUGGGAACCACAGAUUUAAAGUGUUUGUGAAUGGGCGGCACUUGUUCAACUUCUUCCACCGCUGGCACUGCUUCAAUGAGAUUGACAUACUGGAGAUUGACGGCGACGUGCAGAUCUCCUACAUCCACUUCUGAGAUCCCACACACCUUUUCGAACUAUCAGUUCUUCACAUUGUUCAGAUAUUUCAUGUGCUUUUCAGUUGUUAAGUGAUGUUUCAGAGGAUAUGUCAGCGUUGUGCUGUUAUCUCAUUGUUUCUGCAUUGUUCCCUAACUGAAUCAAUAAACGUGCCACUUACACAUA
Messenger RNA from Chelmon rostratus (copperband butterflyfish), 1302 nucleotides. Its product is annotated as galectin-4-like. The record is from RefSeq and is a predicted model, not a curated record. The transcript is spliced from 13 exons. Bases 75 to 1136 code for a protein of 353 amino acids. Gene Ontology annotation, molecular function: carbohydrate binding. NCBI's taxonomy places the organism in Eukaryota, Metazoa, Chordata, Actinopteri, Chaetodontiformes, Chaetodontidae.